Microsporum canis CBS 113480 is the source of this 849-nucleotide messenger RNA. RefSeq names its product cytochrome c1 heme lyase. Gene Ontology annotation, cellular component: mitochondrion. The coding region runs from base 1 to 849 and encodes 282 amino acids. Lineage: Eukaryota; Fungi; Ascomycota; Eurotiomycetes; Onygenales; Arthrodermataceae. The record is from RefSeq and is a predicted model, not a curated record. Gene Ontology annotation, biological process: cytochrome c-heme linkage. The transcript has a single exon. Gene Ontology annotation, molecular function: holocytochrome-c synthase activity.
AUGGGCGCCGGGGCCAGUACGCUGGCUUCACCUCCAGAUAACAAACCGGCCGCUGACGGCUGUCCCGUUGACCAUAAGACUCGUGAAAUCUGGCUGGCUCAGAAUAAGGGUGCUUCACCACACGGUCUACCUUCCGAAUUCCCUAAAGAACGCCCCUCUAAACUUCAAAGGCCUCUCUCUACCGAUCGCGAAGUUAGCAGCAUCCCACGCGCAAUACACUCCGGCAAGCUAGCAUCAUCGGGACAAUCACCAUUUCCCACAUCUCCCUACGCGCAGCAAUCUUCAGUGAAAGUUGCAUCACACGGAAUCCCAUCUAAUGCCGAAUCAGAAACAGGUGCUGACGGCAAAACUGGAAAUUGGAUAUAUCCGUCUGAACGCCAAUUCUUCGAUGCUUUGAUGCGCAAAAACAACACUCCUUCUUCUACAAAGAAUGCUGCCGAGCUAGCUACUUCUGUAGCCUCGAUAAUACCAAUACACAACGCUGUGAAUGAACGAGCUUGGUCUGAGAUAUUAGAUUGGGAAUCAAAGGGGCCCAUGUCAGACCCGGGAAGUUCAAAGUGUGGAGGACCAAAAUUAUAUUCAUUCCGCGGGUUAGGAGCUGAGAGUCAAUACUUGAGCCCUCGUGCAAGGUGGAAUGGGCUGUUGGGCUAUCAGCUUCCCUUUGACAGACAUGAUUGGGUCGUCGAGCGAUGCGAUGGUGCAAGAUUAGAAUAUGUGAUCGAUUUCUAUCAAGGCAAAUCGGAUCGGAAAGGUGAUGGUGGGAAGCUGAACUUCUUUCUUGAUGUUCGGCCGAAACUAAAUUCUUGGGAAGGUGUGAGAAUGAGAGCUAGCCGGUUUAUUGGCCUGUAA